Messenger RNA from Rotaria socialis, 327 nucleotides. Lineage: Eukaryota; Metazoa; Rotifera; Eurotatoria; Philodinida; Philodinidae. The record is from the annotation of a GenBank genome assembly.
AUGACUACGGAUUUCAACAUAUUUUAUCGCUAUACAGGUUCCAAAACAACACCUCCAUGUAUAGAAGGCUCUUCUUGGACUGUAUUCAAAACACCUAUUUAUUUUAAUAAUGAAGCAUUAGAAUCUUUUCGUCCUGUACAACCAUUGGAUGGGCGAAUGGUAUAUCGAAGCUUUCCCAAUGAUACUGUAUCAUCUAUAUCUGACUAUUAUUGUUGUACACAAAAUGCUGGUAGAAGUUUUUCUGGUGUAUUUUUAAUUUCAUUGAUCGGUAAACAAUUAUUCUUAUUUUCAUGGCUUUUCACAUUUUACGUUUUGUUACGAGACUAA